Molecule: messenger RNA, 1002 nt
Organism: Penicillium odoratum
Lineage: Eukaryota; Fungi; Ascomycota; Eurotiomycetes; Eurotiales; Aspergillaceae
Exons: 3
Coding region: 1-1002 (333 amino acids)
Source: RefSeq, a predicted model, not a curated record
AUGCACAAGCAACAGUUACAGUUCAAGAUCGAGUCGAUCAAGGACUUCGAGUUCUUUCGAGGAUGGUACUUCCCCAAGCAAUGGCGGGAUCGCAAGCUCCUCUUCUAUCUCAUGGGACUUGAGGUCCCCUUCACUAUCGUCAUCCUUACCCUCACCGGUAUUGCUUCCCACAACACAUACCGAACGCUGUUAUGGACGGAUGGUUAUGAGAAUGGCUUCAACAGUUCGCCUGAUCAGGCUCUCUACUCCGCUGCCAACUAUGAGCCCUAUACUCCUCCCCUCGUGUGGUCUAGUUUCUUGACCAACUUCAAUUUGGUUAUCGGUGUCCUGAGUACCUUCCUGUUGAUUGUGAAAAUUCCAGUUCACUUCAUGCACUUGCUCUUCCCUCCUUUCGCCGUGUUCAUCCACGGAGGCUGCAUCGUCGUAUAUGCCUUUGCAGCCCGCUACCAGGCCGGUCCCGACAUGUCAGACCCAUCUCAUCCCCAACCCGGGGCCCCAUGGUACAUCACCAAGAGCUGCAGCGUCGCCUACUCGACAUCGGAUAUCGGAUACUGCAGGCAGGCGAAAUGUCUUUUCGCUCUAUGCAUUAUUGUCAUUCUGAUCUAUUUCACCGAAUUUUGCAUCUCAGUCCGCUCCUGUUUCAUCACCCGGGCCGAGCGCGACGAGGUCGAUGAAGCCCGCGAGGACAAGCGCGUUGAAAAGGAGUUUGAGGAGGAGAUCAUGAAGUCCCCUUACUACCCUACAACUCCCGGCCUGGUUCCUCGCACUCCUGGCUUCCCACCUCUGGUCGCGCAACCAGCCGGCUUGAGCGGGCAAGGCGUGUACCCCUUCACUCCUCGUCACUUGGCGUUCAACCGACUCGACAGUCAGGCUUCGGACCUUCCGCUGCGUGAGAAUGGCUCUUCCAGUGCUCCUUCGCCGCAGACAACGCAUCAACCAUCUCCAGAUGCGUCGCAAUCGCAGAUGUACUUCCCGCCUCCACCGAAGAAAGCUACAAAUUAA